Molecule: messenger RNA, 601 nt
Organism: Uloborus diversus
Lineage: Eukaryota; Metazoa; Arthropoda; Arachnida; Araneae; Uloboridae
Product: ATP-dependent RNA helicase SUV3 homolog, mitochondrial-like
Exons: 5
Coding region: 35-601 (188 amino acids)
Source: RefSeq, a predicted model, not a curated record
AAAAGAAAAAUCGUGUGUUUGUUUAUAUUUCAAAAUGCGAAAUAGUACUUUUAAUUCGUAUCUGAAGUGUGUACAUUGUUUAAAUUGUUUGUCGCGUGUUCGAAAUGUUUCAUUUUAUCAUCGGUAUAUUUUAAAUAACUGUAGACCAUCAAAUGUGUCUUGUUUCUCCCUACUUCGAUGGAAGUCGGGAAAAGAUGACCUUUCAUCAAUAGUAAUACCAGUUCCAGUAACUCCAGCCAACAAUUCCGAUGACAUCAAUAUUGGUGAAGAACUCUCCAAGAAAAUUAAUAAAGAUGACAUAUUAAGAAUCAUAAACCAAUUUUACAAACAACCUGAAGUAACCAUACAAGCAGCAGAAAGUGGACUAGAUUCGAAAUUAUUUCAUCGAGCUGCUAUUAGCUUCAGAAAAUUUUGUAUUGAAUCUGAAUGCUUGCCGGUUGACUUACAUAUAGUAUUUAGUGAUAUUCUACAAGAUGCAGGACAUGUCCAUGACCUUCUUCCUUACUUUCUUGAACAUGCAAAAAAAAUUUUCCCUCACUUAGAAUGCAUGGAUGAACUGAAACAAAUUAGUGAUCUUAGACAACCAGCAAAUUGGGACUAA